AUGGACCGAAGUAUUGCUGGCUCUGUCCGUUUGCAGGGGCACCAGAUUCACGCCAACUCGGUCGAUUUCGAGGUCGUGAGCAGUUGGAUAGCGACAUGCAAGAGACUACACCCCCAAUGCUCAAAACCCAGCGCCAAUGCUGGAACACAUCCACAGUGGCUGUUCGACUGUCACGACAGGAGACUUGUCCGCAAUUAUCGCAGUGUCGAUUAUACGGCCCUGAGUUACGUCUGGGGACAGGCUUUGACGGCUUCCUGUCCUAGCGGGAUUCAGGAGAGCAACGACGAUCUAACUUCGUUGCCACAAGUAGUCGAGGACGCCAUUACUGUCACCAAGGCUCUCGGUUUUCGCUAUCUCUGGGUUGACCGGCUCUGCAUUCCGCGUAAUGACAAGCUUGAGUUUCACAACGAACUGAAGAAUAUGGCAUCGCUCUACAGGGCCGCUCAGUUGACCAUCAUUGCUCUGCACGGGGGUGGUGCAGCCGAUGGCCUGCCUGGCAUCAGCACCGUCCGUCGUGUUGAACAACCGUGUCUUGAAAUCGGGAGUUGUCGGCUGAUUUCUACCAUGGGCACACUAGAGUCGGCAAGGCAUCGGUCGAAGUACGUAACUAGAGCGUGGACGUACCAAGAGGAAGUCUCGUCACGACGGCGAGUGUACUUUACGGAUCAACAACUAUACUUCGAGUGCAGUGCUUCGUCGACGUGUGAGACCGUCGCCGCUGAUGGCUUGCUUGAGGAGCUCUUUGCAGAGCCGACGGUCGCUCGCUUUGGCACUGCCAGACAUGAGCUGGACGAGUUUGACACGGCCUGGGAGCACAUUUCUCAGGUCUCACGAAGAAGUCUAACCUAUGAGUCUGACAGGUUGAAUGCUGUCCUUGGCCUUCUCGAAGAACCGUCAAUGUUCGAGGAGGCGUCCAGUCUACGGCAAAUAUAUGGCAUGCCUAUUCCCCGAGGCAGAAGAUGGAGAGACGACAGGCCUUCUCCCGAUGCACUGUUUGCUCUUUCACUUCUCUGGACAAGACGUUGUACUGACAAUCGACAACGUUGCUUUCCGAGCUGGUCCUGGAUAGGGUGGACCGGUGGGAAGGUCGUCCCAAUUUCCCCAGAACAACACGCUCCGAAGGGUUCUUGGUCGAACGACGUGGAGGUGCUGCUACAGCCAGGCCCUACAGGGGAAUCGGUAAGCUUGAGCGACCUUUCAAGAUUUGCGGAGGCUACAAUCGACGAGAUGCCGCGGCUUCUGUAUGUCAAGAGUCGAGGAUGUCGACUGCGCAACCUAGUAUUCAACCUAUCAUCUCCUCAGUGUGUGAAGGCAACCUUCGUUUGCGGAUCGACGGAGAGAUCCGUGCCCAUCGACACCGAGUUGCGUGCAGACGAGCUGCGAUGCCUCGAAACCCGUGGCACAGUCCUUGCCUUAGAUUUCGUGGACCGGUCUAGGGGACAUGAUCUGGACCGCUCCGCUCCCUUGCUGGUUGUAGCGGCGUUAAAUGGCGAUGACCAGCCCUUUGAACGCGUCGGAACCAUCCGCUUGUCGUCAAUUCUAACACUUACAUACCUAGAACGGCUGCGAAUCGACGAUUUUUUAUCCAAGUGGGAGACCAUGACGGUGCGAAUAGAAUAG
This is a messenger RNA of Cladophialophora psammophila CBS 110553, 1620 nucleotides long. RefSeq lists its product as uncharacterized. The coding region runs from base 1 to 1620 and encodes 539 amino acids. The transcript has a single exon. Lineage: Eukaryota; Fungi; Ascomycota; Eurotiomycetes; Chaetothyriales; Herpotrichiellaceae. The record is from RefSeq and is a predicted model, not a curated record.